Rana temporaria (common frog) is the source of this 968-nucleotide messenger RNA. RefSeq names its product adrenodoxin-like. Gene Ontology annotation, cellular component: mitochondrion. The record is from RefSeq and is a predicted model, not a curated record. Bases 386 to 919 code for a protein of 177 amino acids. The transcript is spliced from 5 exons. NCBI's taxonomy places the organism in Eukaryota, Metazoa, Chordata, Amphibia, Anura, Ranidae. Gene Ontology annotation, molecular function: 2 iron, 2 sulfur cluster binding. Gene Ontology annotation, biological process: positive regulation of oxidoreductase activity; P450-containing electron transport chain.
UUUCUUAUUUUUUGGCUUUACCCCCACACUUAGUCGGUUGACUAUUAUACCCGACUUCUAACGUUUCUAUUUUGUCCAUUCAGCACUCAUUUACUAUCCCACGGCUGUGGGAUAGAGUUUUGUUUCUCGAGUGCACGCAAGCAGUUGCUUGCUUUGUGAAUACAGUCUCCUGGACUUGUCUUCAGUUGAACUAGUUUUUGUUUCAUUUUUUUUGUUUUCUUUGUUCAUACAGUUGAUGCACCGUGCCUAGUUGGAGUUUUCUUUACCUGGUCUAUCCGGUUCCAGAGAGUCCAGCGACUUCAUCACCUUUUCACCUGAUAUAGGUCAUCUUGGUCAUUGCAGACACAAAGCUGACCGGUUAGGCUGAGCUUCUGCUUUCAGAACAAUGGCUUGCCACACUCCGAAACUUCUACGGGUGCUCCUCGGUGGUCUUCGCGUCAAGGCGUGUCCUAGGAAUUAUUCCACCGGGCGGAAAUUGUCUACUAACUGCGUCAGGAGCUUCUCAUCCUCUGCCAGACGCCAGGACAGCGCUUCCAGCUCGGGAUCCACAGAUGAGAAUUUAACGGUGAAUUUCAUAAAUCGCAAUGGAGAAGCUCUGACCGCAACGGCGAAGGAAGGGGAGAGUCUAUUAGAAGUCGUCAUCCGUCACCAUUUAGACAUUGAGGGGUUUGGUGCCUGCGAAGGGACUCUCGCCUGCUCUACUUGUCACUUGAUUUUCGACCAGAAGCAUUUUGACCAGUUGGGUUCCAUAUCAGAUGAGGAGAUGGACAUGCUGGAUUUAGCGUUUGGACUGACAGACAGGUCUCGUCUUGGCUGCCAGGUCUGUAUGACGAAGGCCAUUGGUGGGCUGACGGUUCGUGUCCCUGGAGACGUGGCUGAUGCGAGAGGCGAGGUGGUGGAGCAGCAGAGCAAGCAAUGAUCAGACUCAUCACCUGUCAUAGUGAAUGUCGCCGCGCCAUUUUAUUAUA